Messenger RNA from Lolium perenne, 472 nucleotides. The record is from RefSeq and is a predicted model, not a curated record. Lineage: Eukaryota; Viridiplantae; Streptophyta; Magnoliopsida; Poales; Poaceae.
GGCACCCGAAGUUGAAGAGGACAUCGUCGAGGAGGGCGGCCUGUCGGAGCCACUGAAAGAGCGCCGGUCCAAGGCCGCCAGGGACCGCGCCCCGCCCAGUGACACCGACACGCGGACGGGCGAGGUUCCGUCGACUGAGGCGGUGAUGCGAGCGGACGGGGCGACCGAGUCGCGUCAUCCGCCGCCGUCUUCAUUGACCUUCACUGAGCUCCACACGGCGCUUGGCGAGGCGCAUGUGGCGGAGAUUAAGCGGCUGACCGCGCUUGUGGAGGAGGCGGCGCAGAAGAACCGGAAGCUGAUUGCCCUGGGCACAGAGGCGCAGGCAAAGGCUCUUGCCGAGGCUCGGGAAGGGUUCGUCAAGGAGUCCUUCUACCGUGAAGCCGAGUUCCGGGCGCAGCAGGCCGAAGAGGCCCGGAAAAGGGCGAAAGCGGAGGUGGCGGAAUUGACGAAGGUCCUGGAGCAGAAGGCGUAG